AUGAAUGGCUUUGAGGAUAUAAAGUCUUUUCCAUUUCUUAUAUUGAACUCCGCAAAUAGCCGAACACCACCACAGAAACCUGUUCUCAGUAACAAGCUAAGAGCUGAGCAGACAGUAAAUGUUCAAGAAUCCUCACUUCACUUCACAUCAAGGAACACAGAGCUCAGUGUGCUGCACUCUGAGAAACUACGCGUGGAUCCUGACAACUUCAAGCUGCUGGCCGACUGCCUGACCAUCGUGCUCGCUGCUCAGAUGGGUACAGACUUCAGUGGUGAAGUGCAAGCAGCUUUAAAGAAGUUCCUGGCUGUGGUGGUGUCCUCCCUGGGAAGACAGUACCACUAG
Paralichthys olivaceus (Japanese flounder) is the source of this 342-nucleotide messenger RNA. Lineage: Eukaryota; Metazoa; Chordata; Actinopteri; Pleuronectiformes; Paralichthyidae. The record is from RefSeq and is a predicted model, not a curated record.